Messenger RNA from Podarcis muralis (Common wall lizard), 4155 nucleotides. It is a transcript of the gene STK11IP, whose product is annotated as serine/threonine kinase 11 interacting protein. Lineage: Eukaryota; Metazoa; Chordata; Lepidosauria; Squamata; Lacertidae. The record is from RefSeq and is a predicted model, not a curated record. Gene Ontology annotation, molecular function: protein binding. Gene Ontology annotation, cellular component: cytoplasm. Gene Ontology annotation, biological process: intracellular protein localization.
AUGGCUCCUGGCACACCAAAGGAAAUAAUGCUUCAGAGCUUAGCCCAUUUACUGCAAGAGUCUGGAGACUUGAUUCUGGAUGGUACUAGCACCUUGACCUUAUUCACCUCCACACUGCAGAUUCUCACACAGAUCUUUGAGCAGCACCUAUUACCACGAAACCAGAACCAUGGCUUCAUUGCACUCUCGUCACACCCUGCUGAAACAUCUGCCAUCCUUCAAGCCCAGUUUCUCUUUGAUGUCUUGCAAAAGACACUCUCUCUGAAGCUUGUUCAUGUUCCUGAUUAUGCCCUGCCAAUUGAUGUGAAGAUUUUCCCCUUCAAGUCUUUGCGACGUUUAGAGCUGAAGUGUGUUCCUUUGCACUAUCUGCGGGGCCUGCGGUGUGUCUAUUCUCAGUUGGAGGCUUUAACCUGUUCCAAAUGUGUGAACUCUCUGAAGGAGAUCAUCUCUGCAUGUGGAGGGGACCUCAGUUCUGCCCUUCCAUGGCUAGAACUACAGACUGUCAACUUCAGCUAUAACUCCAUUGCAGGCUUGGAUGAUUCACUGCAAUUGUUGAAUGCCUUGAAAGCUCUGGAUCUCAGUCAUAAUCUCAUCCAGGACUGUGAGCGCUACCUGACAGUGCUGACAGAGCUGGAAUAUUUAAAUGUGGCUUAUAACCUCUUGCCCAAGAUGCCUGAACUUGGGCUACACAGCCAGGCUAAACUGGUGACCUUGAUCCUGCGGUACAACCAGCUUGAUAGCAUUAAUGGUGUGGAAAAGCUUCCCAGCCUUCAGCAUUUGGACAUUGCCUAUAACCUGCUGCUGGAACACACUGCGUUGGCACCACUGUCAUUGCUGCACAACCUGAGAAGACUACACCUGGAGGGGAAUCCUUUAGGGUUCCAUCAGAACCACCGGCCUGCUACCAUAAGUCACUUGUCUCCUAGAGCUAUCUCCAGCAAUUUCCUUCUUGAUGAAGAGCCAUUGUCUGCUUUUGACCUGAGGCACCUCUCAAAGCUGGAUCAGGCUGCUGUCCAAUCACUCUGCACCUCAGUCUCAGAGAGGGCCCCGACAGACCGCAGUGCCCUGGAAAGUUCAUGUGCUGCAGACCAAAGUGACAGCCAGUCCCCUGCAGAGAGCAGACCACCUCUAUUACCCCCUCGGAAGAGAAAUAAGGGGCAAGUGAAAGUGCGCAGGGCCAGCAUUUCAGAGCCCAGCGAUACUGAACAUGAGUACAGAAGCCUGCCCGUCUCGGCAGGUAUAGUUCGGCAGCACCAGGCAGAGAUGGAGCGCAUGGACAGUUUCCGGGAUCGCUUUGGUACCCGCUGGCUCCAGUACAGGCGACACCUGGAAGCAGAUGGACAGGCAGCAACCAUCACCCCUUCUGGCAGCCCCACAGUAGAAUAUCUGGGCAGCUCAGGCGAGGCUUCCCAACAAAGCAAGAACACCGUGGAGGAGCAAAAGGUUCCUGAGGCCACAGAGGAAAAGGAACUGGAGCCGCCUAUGCCUGAAAUCCUAGCAGAAGCCCCCGAGGCAGUAGUGGAAACUGAGAAGAUGCCAGUUAAAGAAGAUAAACGCCAGGAAGAAAAGCCAGAAGUGGAGCUUUAUCAGCCUGUGCUGGUAAGCCAGAUAGAAGAUGGUUGUGACCCAGAACCAGACUGGAUCUUUUUGCGGAUCACUUCCCGACACAUAAUGGAGGUGGAGCUAAGAAAAGGCAAGGUUUUGCGCAAGCUGGAGCUGAAAAGCCUUCGGAAAAUAGAAACCUCAGAGAUGCAGUGGAGAAGGAUGGACCUGGAGCGGGUGUUUCCUGUUCUCACACUGCACUUCAGCUACAUCCGCAAGGACCGCCGGAAGCGCCAAUACGUAGUGUUGGAUGACCACCCUGAGCGGUGUGUUCAGGACUUGCUCCGGCUGCUGGGACCCACCCUGGAGGAAAACCAGAAGAAGGCUGAGGGAAGUUCAAAGCUCCAGUGUCUAAAAUGCAAACAGGAAUUUGUUGGAUUCUUGUCACUUGGACAACAGAAUCCAGGCUUCACUAUAGACGCUUCAGCUUUCUCUGAACAAGGUGCCACUACUCUCAGUGAGCCCACCAUCUGCCCCAGCUGCUCCAGCGACCAUGUGGUCAUCUUGCCCUGCGAGGGGCGUUCCAGCACUCCAUUGCUUCCUGGGGAAAGCCAGCAGGAGGCCGAGUCGGGAAAGUUCUACACUGGCGAAGAGACUACCUCUGAAACGGGAACCGGCUCCAGUCCCCGGAUCCAAGAGCUAAGCAGUGACCAAGGCAGCGCUGCCCAUUCUAGCUCCCGCAGUUCGGAAGGGGCAGACGGCAGUGGCAGCAAGAGUGGCUUGAGCUCCAGGGGCCGCUACUCCUUCCUCAGCCAAACGGAUACCAAUGGCGGGGGCCUGUUGGGGAGCUAUCAGUAUGGCCCUUCCCGUGGGCCCACCCCUCCCCAGCUCUCCCUGAGCAUGGAGCAGGAGGAACACUGGAAUCUGAGUCCCCCCACCCACAGUACUAUGGACAUGCAGGACUUCUCCUCUGUGGAUCAUCGGCUCAAGCUUUAUUUGGACAUGGAGGUCUUUGACAGGGCAGAGGAGUUCAAGUGCUUUCUGAAGGUGGCUGUUGUGAAGAAUGGCCGACCUGGGGAAUUCUUGGCCCUCCUGGUGGCUUCAGACACCCACUUCCACGUGCUGGAGAUUACAAGACGGAUUAGGGGACAGCCGUCUGCUUGGCUGAAGAAGGGGGACAGUCACUGCCUGUCUGACCUGUCUUGCCUGGAGGUGGGGCUGUGCCAUCAAAGCUUGCAUAUGGAGUUUGCGAAUCCCUGCACCUCCUAUAACCUGCUGCUUCGCAACCAGAGUCACUGCAGAAGAUUUCUCCAGUGCCUGACAUAUCUCAAAGAGGAAUUGCCGGCCAAAAUCAGGAGGAAAAUCCCAGACGUUACUGUGGAGGAAAUGAAUCCGCAGCAUCCAUUGUGGCCAUUGAUUGAAAAGGACCUAGCAAAAGAAGCUGCACGUGGCUUGGCCAGACCCUUCUUCUACCUGUUGGCAUACCUCAUUCAAGGGGCUUCUGCCUUUCCUGUGACUGUGCUCAGCACCCAUAAACAUAUCUUCCUGGUGGAAGAAGAUCACCAGUGGCAAAACAUCCCACCCUCUGCUGCCUCAGACACUGGCGCUGAGAAGCAGGCAAAGAAGUGCUCCCGGCUGAAAGGGAGUGAACCAAUCAGCAGCAUCUGUGGUGUUAUACUUUACCGUUUCUCCCCUUGUGACAUGAAGCUGCAACUUUACGAUGAGGUCCUGAAGGUGGAGAGCACUUGGCAUUUGCGAACAGAAUGUCCAGACUUGCUGGCUGAUCUGGUAGAAUGGCUGCGUGUGCCCUGGGAAGAGAUGUUCUCCAUUGCUCUCCAGAAGACUGUUCUUGAGGUGUUGGACUGAACCAAAGAAGCUCUGACUAAUAUGUUUCUGUCCCUGUUGGAUUGGAAGGACAAAUUCUUUUUUGAGCCACUUCCUAGAAUGUGGUGCAUGACACCAUUUUGAACUUCGCGGCUGUUGCAAAUCGCAGCGGCAUCUGGGAACUGUAACCGGAAAGCUUGCAUCUGUCUUCUGUUUUGACAGUACAGAAUCCUGGCCAUUUGCAAGACCUCUUGGUGGCUGUGUAGGUCACUUCCUGCAGGGCCAAGAGGUGAGCCAGCCGCAGUCUGACCACAUAUUACUUCCUGUUAGACUGGAAGAAGCUUCAGGGUGGCCCCAAAGCCAGGACUAAGCUUUCCACAGCAGUUCCAUGUGCACUCGUCACUUUCUCUUGGGUAGCAGCUACUGAAGAUCCUAACUCUCCUGGAUUCUACACAAAACUGGACUGUUCUGAUCCAGGUAGCGGCCUGGCACUCUCACUGCGGAUCUUGGGAAAUUGUCUGACUUUCUUUGCUUAGCUGUGUAGGCCUCACUUUCCAGACUGGCCAGGUGCAUAUGCUGCAAAUCUGUCCCUGUGCUGGUUGAACAUUCCUAAGGGUUGCCUUAGCUAUGGGCACAAGGAUAUGAGAACUCUCUCCUACACUUUGUGGAUGUGGAGAUAUUUGGGCACUCAGGGUAUGACACACUGGAAGCUACUGUCUUCCCUGGGACAAUUUUAACUGUGAAACUUUUAUUUUUUGGUGUUUAAUAAUAAAAUGAUUUUUAACUUCU